This is a messenger RNA of Notolabrus celidotus (New Zealand spotty), 1458 nucleotides long. RefSeq names its product one cut homeobox 1 (gene onecut1). The transcript is spliced from 2 exons. The record is from RefSeq and is a predicted model, not a curated record. Gene Ontology annotation, cellular component: nucleus. NCBI's taxonomy places the organism in Eukaryota, Metazoa, Chordata, Actinopteri, Labriformes, Labridae. Gene Ontology annotation, molecular function: RNA polymerase II cis-regulatory region sequence-specific DNA binding; DNA-binding transcription factor activity, RNA polymerase II-specific. Gene Ontology annotation, biological process: regulation of transcription by RNA polymerase II. Bases 1 to 1368 code for a protein of 455 amino acids.
AUGAACGCACAGCUGUCGAUGGAGAAUAUUGGCGACCUGCACGGAGUGAGCCAUGAGACCGUGUCCGCUCACGGGGACCUACUGAGCGGCCACAGUCCACAUUCCCGUCCAGGGCCCCGGGGUCUAAGCCACCGCGCUAUGGGCAUGGCGACCCUGCUGGACAGCGGAGACUAUCACCACGGACACCAUGGACACCUGCACCCAGCCAUCAGCAUGUGUGAAGCCCCCCCUGGCAUGAGUGCGAGCAGCACUUACACCACCCUCACCCCCCUACAGCCCUUACCCCCCAUCUCCACAGUGUCCGACAAGUUUCCUCCCCAUCACCACCACCACCACCAUCCGCAUCAUCCUCACCAUCACCCGCACCAAAGAAUCCCCGGAAAUGUCAGCGGCAGCUUCACGUUAAUGCGCGAGGACCGGAGUCUGGCGCCCAUGAACAGUCUGUACCCCGCAUAUCAUCACAAGGAUCCCUGCAUGGGCCAGAGCCUCUCCCCGCUGUCCGGCUCAGGUCUGGCCAGCAUACACACGACCCAGGCUGGCAUCCCUCCCUACGCUCACCCCGGUGCCGCCAUGCCAGGUGAAAAGAUGCUCACCCCCAGCGGGUUUGAGGCUCACCACCCGGCCAUGCUCGGCAGACACACGGAGCAGCACAUGAGCUCCUCGGCGGGCAUGGUACAAAUCAAUGGCCUCCACCACCACCCGCACGCCCACCUCGGUGCGCAGGGGCACGGCCAGGGGCUGGGGGGCAGCCGGGAGCAGGCCUCCGGGCCCGGGCAGCAAGGGGGCGGUGGCGGUGGAGGGGGUGGUGUUUCUGGGGGCCAGAUGGAGGAGGUGAAUACCAAAGAGGUGGCGCAGAGAAUCACCACGGAGCUGAAGCGCUACAGCAUCCCUCAGGCCAUCUUUGCCCAGCGGGUCCUGUGCAGAUCCCAAGGGACCCUGUCCGACCUGCUGAGGAACCCUAAACCCUGGUCCAAGCUCAAGUCCGGCAGAGAGACCUUCCGCCGCAUGUGGAAGUGGCUGCAGGAGCCUGAGUUCCAGCGCAUGAGUGCGCUCAGGCUCGCAGGUGAGCGAAGCCUCGCAUGCAAACGUAAGGAACAGGACCACGGCAGGAACGAUCGGGGGAACAUGACCAAAAAACCACGGCUGGUGUUCACAGAUGUGCAGCGACGGACGCUCCAUGCCAUCUUCAAAGAAAACAAGCGUCCAUCCAAAGAGCUGCAGGUCACCAUCGCCCAGCAGCUGGGCCUUGAGCUGACCACAGUCAGCAACUUCUUUAUGAACGCACGCCGCCGGAGCCUGGAUAAGUGGGUGGACGAUGGCUCCGGUCACUCCAUCAACUCUGGCCCCAACUCCUGCACCAAAGCCUGAAGACGGACUGAUCUGACCAACUCAUGGACUGACUCAACCUCGGUGGAAAAGCUUUAAAACUUUAGAGAAACAAAGAGAAACUUAAAGAGA